AUGUUCCUACUGGGACUGUUGCUGCUGCCACUGCUGUUGCCAGCUUUGUCUUUCCAACAAGACCCCUCGGAGAGCAAGGUUGCCCUGGGAAGGAUGAUCCUUCCUGCCCUGGAGAAAGCUACCACAUUCAUGGAGAAGAGAUUCAGGGAGCUUAACUUGGAUGGAGUGCUGGGAUUCUGGGUACUGGAAGUACAAUUAAAAGGUACCCUGGAAAAAUGGGCUCAGGACCCUGCCAUGAAUCCCCUAAGCCUGAGAGUAGAGAAGAUAGUAAAGAAGUUGCUACCACUUAUCAACAGAGCCACUGUCUACCUCAAACUCAGUGAUGCUACUUACUUAAAAGAAUUCCAAGAGACUCUGCAGCCAGGGUUUUGGCAGCUCCCCCAUUUAUGGAGUCAUACAAACAUGUCCAUGAUCUACUCCAAGUAUGAGAACUCAGAUUCUUUUUCAGAAGGAUUAAGUGAUUCAUGUAUGACACUCUUACUGGGAACUAAGAAGGAGGGCUUGAAGCCCUGCACUGUCACUGACCUCUGCAGGGAACUCAUGACCAAACCUGGCUACGUGGGCUAUGCGCUGUCACACCAGCUCCUCUAUUUCCUGUUUGCCAAAAUGAAAGGAUGCUCAAAUGGUCUGUUCCUUCAGUCCAAAUACUACAUAGAUAUUUUGUGUGCUAACAUGAUGGAAUUGAACUUGGAAACUGAAGAAAGUGGAUUUCCAUUUCUUAAUCGAGAUAUCUUCAUGGAAAAUAUCAUGUUCUGCGGACUUUCUGGGUACUCAGAUUUCUACAAGGCUAGAUGGCUACAGGCUAUUCUCACCUGGCAGCGACCUGUGGAAGGAUGCUUUGGGAAGCCCUAUGACAAUAGAAAACAAUUACCCAGAAUUAGUGAAGAUGAACAACAGUCAUUGAGAAGAGUUAAGAGGAGAGAGAAAGGAUUUGCAGAUGGGUGUUCUUCCCACAAUACAGCUGUGGCAGUUGCAGCCUUGGGUGGCUUCCUUUAUCACUCUGCAGAACACUCACCAAUCACCAAGCCUCAUUAAUGCCUCACAACAAUCAAGCAGAAACUAAAAAGGAUGAUUCUCUACCUGCUAAAAAUGAAACAUGGCUUACAUAAAUUCACAGGGAGAACAAUAGAAAAGUACAGGCAAGAUACUCCUGAAAAAACCAGUGUAAAGGGAAAUUGGGGUUAGCAGAACUAGGAGAAGGAUAAAAAGGAAAAGAGUAUUAACUUUGUCUAUCAAAACCGAUCACCUUGACUAGUGUCCAAAAAUAAUUUCUUUUAAUUUAACCAACACUGUCAUAUCCUAUAGGCAGACAACUGUGGUAGGAUAUAGAGGCAAAAAACGAUGAAUAAAUG
Gracilinanus agilis (Agile Gracile Mouse Opossum) is the source of this 1352-nucleotide messenger RNA. Its product is annotated as UPF0764 protein C16orf89 homolog. The record is from RefSeq and is a predicted model, not a curated record. Gene Ontology annotation, cellular component: cytosol; membrane. NCBI's taxonomy places the organism in Eukaryota, Metazoa, Chordata, Mammalia, Didelphimorphia, Didelphidae.